AUGAAGCACGCUAAUACGAUGUAUCUACGUGUUGAGAUGGCGAAGCAAUCCGCGGGACAAGCGGACCCGGACUUUGAUGAGAGCCUUAGCGGUGACGUGGCAGAAGCUCAAGAUCUGACCGCCACUCAUCCCUCCUCUCCCGCGCGUUCCGCCGUCCCAUCCGCUGCUGCCGCCAACGCUUCUCCCGCUGCUGCGGGCAACGGAACCGACGCAUCCGCUCCGGCCAAUCCCGGCACCGCUGCUGCUGCAGCCGCCGCGUCCGCCGCUUUUCGCGCGGCAGCGGCAGCGGGAGCGUCGGGGCGACCCACUCCCGAGGAGCUGGGGAUGCAUUUGCGAAUGCUUGGCGACAUGAACCUUGGUUCGGAUCGCAGCGUGGGCGACGUCGUCGCGUCAGUGCUGCAGCAGCUGAACCACGGGAUGAACAAUCAUCACGGGAUGAAUAAUCACCACGGCAUGAAUCACCCCGGAAUGAGCCACCACGGAAUGAUGCCGUUUCCGCCCGGGAUGUUCCCAAUGCCGCCGCCCGGAGUCCUUCCCCCGCACGGCGUCUUCCGCCCCCCGGGCUCCGCGCACCCGCCGCUUCCGCCGCUCGGAUCCGCCCCCGGGCCUUCGGACGCGGACGGGAUGAGCAGCUCCGGCGGAGGAGGUUCGGCGGCGCCCGGAGCCCCUGGUUCGGCGGCGGCAGGAGCGGGAGGCGCGGGGGUUCCAGGUCCCCCUGUGCUUCCGCCGAUGUGGAUGUCUCCGCACGGGCUCGCGUUCUGGCCGCGCCCGGGGGGAAAUAACGCCAUGCAUCAUCCCCCCCCGAUGGGGGGAAGCAUGGGCGGGAGGGGUAGCACAGGGGGGAUGGGGUCCCCCGCGCCCCCUCCGCCUGUGCCGUCCGCGGAAGGCAAGGAGGGAGGACGUGGCGGAGCGAGCGCAUGGAUGUCCGCGGGAGGGGGCGGAACGGCGGGAGGGGGCGCGGGGCAGCAUCAGGGCUUUGAGGCGCCGCAGAAAUCGCAUCUGGGGGUUGAAGGGGGGGCGCAGAAACAGCUUCCGCCAACCGAGGGCGCGCAGAAGGUGCAUGCGCCGCCGCAGCACGCGGGGCAGCACGGGCAGCACCCGGGGCAGCACCCGGGGCAGCGGAAAGGGGGCGCGGGGAACCACCCGCACGCGGAAGGGCGGGGGCCGCGCAUGCCGUCAUCGAAGCCGUCAGCGCCGGAGAUGCCGAUGGACGGGUGGGAGUGGCGCAAGUACGGUCAGAAGGUCACCCUCGGCCAGACCUACCCCAGGAGCUACUUCCGCUGUGCACACAAGACCACGGGGUCUCAUCCCUGCCCCGCCAAGAAGUGGGCGGAGAGGUGCAACGACAACCCCUUCAACUGGCGCAUCAAGUACGUGGGCGAGCACAACCACUCCAAGCCGCCCCCCCGCCCCGUCACCAUCACCAUCAUUCAUGACGGCCCUGUGGAUGGAACUGCCGCUGCUGCUCUCCCCGCUCCUCCCCCUGCUUCUGCUGCUGCUGCUGCUGCUGCUGGUGGUGGUGCCGUCGCUGCUGGUGCUGCCGGUGCCACCGGUGCCGGUGGUGCCGGUGGUGGUGGUGGUGGUGGUGCCGGUGCUGGUGCUGGUGCUCUUGCUGCUCCCUCGCCGCUGUCUCUUCUCGCCCCGGCUGCACCGCCUUCCCUGGCUCUUCCCGCUCCCCACUCUACUGCUGCUGCGGGUUCUGCUGCUGCUGUAGCUGCGCCCGCUGCUCCCGAGACGCAGCAGUCACGGGCAGGAGAGAGGAGUGAGCAGCAAGAAGCGUGCCUGGGGCUUGCCGUGUCUUCUGAUGGGCUGACCACAAGCAAGCAGCAGCAGCAGAAGCAGUCAGAGGGAGGGGGAGGUGGUGGUGAUUGUGGUGCCACGUUAGCAACAGUCCAGGCUGAUCCCGCAGGUCAUCAAGCGGAUAGGGUGGAUGGCGUGGAUGGUUCAAAGGCCGCAAGCCUGUGGACCGGAGCAGAUAAACCAGCAGCAGCAGGAGGAGGAGGAGGGGGAGGAGGAGGAGGAGGAGGAGGAGGAGGAGGAGGAGGAGGAGGAGGAGGAGGAGGAGGAGGAGGAGGAGGAGGAGGAGGAGGAGGAGGAGGAGGAGGAGGAGGAGGAGGAGGAGGAGGAGGAGGAGGAGGAGGAGGAGGAGGAGGAGGAGGAGGAGGAGGAGGAGGAGGAGGAGGAGGAGGAGGAGGAGGAGGAGGAGGAGGAGGAGGAGGAGGAGGAGGAGGAGGAGGAGGAGGAGGAGGAGGAGGAGGAGGAGGAGGAGGAGGAGAUAACAGUGCAGAAGCAGACAUGAAGCGAGAGGAGGGAGCUGACACCAACCGCACCAAGGAAGAAAGUAUCAGGAACGGGGAUGGGAACGGGAAUGGGGCUGAAAAUGGGAGUGGGAAUGUGGGUGGGGUUGAGAGCACAGGAGAGGAGGAGUUGGAGAGCCAACCAAGCAUUGACAUCAAGCCGCGGGACGCACAAUCUAAUCCCAGUGCAUGGGCCUCUGCCAAUGACGCCUCUGGGAUGGGCUCCUCUGCAGGCGCCUCUGGGAACUCCAGUAAUCCUUUUCCCGGGUAUACCGGCCCGCUCCCGUCUGCUCUCAUGCAAGGUCCCCUCCCCACGCCCAUGUGGAUGUCCUCCCUCCCUCGGGAUUCGCCUCGGAUUCUGAUUGGCCCGGGCGGCGCCAGGUGGCCGAUGGGGAGGGAUUCGCCAGGUCAGAUGCAGUCGCCGUUUAACAUGCUGUCGCCGCUGAAUACCGCCCGGGUUUUUUCUGACGUGGCGCAGGCGCCGCUGCCGUCGCCUAUUGACUUGCCGGAGAUCAAAGGAGAGUAA
Molecule: messenger RNA, 2823 nt
Organism: Closterium sp. NIES-65
Lineage: Eukaryota; Viridiplantae; Streptophyta; Zygnematophyceae; Desmidiales; Closteriaceae
Source: the annotation of a GenBank genome assembly